AUGCCUUCUGCCCCCAAGAAGCUUACGCCCGAAAAGGAGAGAUUUAUCCAGUGCUGUGGUGACAUCUCGCUCGAGUUGGUUGCGUCGUUGAAAAAUUCCAAAGACAUCAAUUUGAAUGGGCUCAUUACUAGAUAUGCUAAGAAGUACAAGUUGAAGAACCAGCCUCGGUUAACUGACAUUAUCUCGUCUAUUCCGGAUCAACACAAGAAGUACUUAAUUCCAAAGCUUAAGGCCAAACCCGUGAGAACUGCCUCAGGAAUCGCUGUAGUGGCUGUCAUGUGUAAGCCCCACAGAUGUCCUCACAUUGCUUACACUGGAAACAUCUGCGUUUACUGUCCGGGAGGCCCCGACUCAGACUUCGAGUACUCUACCCAGUCGUAUACUGGAUACGAGCCGACAUCCAUGCGUGCUAUACGAGCCCGUUAUGACCCUUACGAACAAGCAAGAGGAAGAGUCGAGCAACUACGUCUGUUGGGCCAUCUGAUUGAUAAGGUGGAAUAUAUCAUCAUGGGAGGAACGUUCAUGUCGUUGCCAAUCGACUACAGAGAGGGCUUCAUCACCCAGUUGCAUAAUGCGUUAUCUGGCUAUAACGGCAAGGACAUUGACGAGGCCAUUCGCUACUCACAGCAAUCGCAAACAAAAUGUGUGGGAAUCACUAUCGAAACAAGGCCCGAUUACUGUACGGAGACCCAUCUUAGUGAUAUGUUAAAGUAUGGAUGCACGCGACUUGAAGUGGGUGUUCAGUCCGUUUAUGAGGACGUGGCUAGAGAUACCAACAGAGGUCAUACGGUCAAGGCAGUCUGUGAAACAUUUGCCGUGGCCAAAGAUGCUGGUUACAAGGUGGUGAGUCACAUGAUGCCCGAUUUGCCCAACGUGGGGAUGGAGAGAGACCUCCAGCAGUUCAUUGAAUACUUUGAGAACCCUGCCUUCCGUACGGAUGGACUCAAGAUCUAUCCAACUUUGGUUAUUAGAGGAACGGGUCUCUAUGAGUUGUGGAAGAAGGGAUUGUACAAGUCGUAUAAUGCAAAUGCAUUGAUUGACUUGGUGGCCAGAAUCAUGGCGCUUGUGCCUCCAUGGACUCGUAUCUACAGAGUGCAGAGAGAUAUUCCUAUGCCAUUGGUGACAUCAGGAGUGGAAAAUGGUAACUUGCGUGAAUUGGCGUUGGCCAGAAUGAAAGACUUUGGAACAACCUGUCGUGAUGUAAGAACGAGAGAAGUGGGAAUCCAAGAGGUGCACCAUAAGGUUUCGCCCGAUCAAGUGGAGUUGAUUAGAAGAGACUACUAUGCCAAUGGAGGAUGGGAAACGUUUUUAUCAUACGAGGAUCCCAAGCAGGAUAUCUUGAUCGGCUUACUCCGUUUGAGAAAGGCGCUGAAGAAAUACACCUACAGAAAAGAAUUUACUUCUCAGCCCACGUCAAUUGUUCGUGAAUUGCACGUUUAUGGUUCGGUGGUACCGCUCCACUCCAGAGACCCCAGAAAAUUCCAGCAUCAAGGUUUCGGAACUUUGCUCAUGGAGGAGGCAGCUAGAAUUGCAAAGGAAGAGCAUGGAUCCAAGAAGAUCAGUGUGAUUUCGGGAGUUGGAGUGAGAAACUACUACGCCAAGUUGGGUUACGAGUUGGAUGGUCCAUUUAUGUCCAAGACACUUUAG
Molecule: messenger RNA, 1647 nt
Organism: Sungouiella intermedia
Lineage: Eukaryota; Fungi; Ascomycota; Pichiomycetes; Serinales; Metschnikowiaceae
Source: the annotation of a GenBank genome assembly